Coffea arabica (coffee) is the source of this 1238-nucleotide messenger RNA. Lineage: Eukaryota; Viridiplantae; Streptophyta; Magnoliopsida; Gentianales; Rubiaceae. The record is from RefSeq and is a predicted model, not a curated record.
UAGGCCCUGAUGACAGAAGCAACUUGCCGAGCUCAGAGCAUCGGAAAAUGCAAAUAAAUCUACAGCAAGAUGUAUGGAGCUAACGUUGGAAACAAAGAAGAGAGAUAAACUUCAUCGUUUUUAAUACUAGGGAACUGGUGCUUAUUGGGAUCAUCUUCUUCCUGUCUGAUCAGCUUCUUUUUCCUCGUUUGACAACCACAUUCACUUCCACAAAGAAGUACCGUGCCUGAUCACAGGCCAACUGUCCUCAGAGGGAGAAGAUUCACUGAAGCUUGUAAAUGAUCAAUGAUGGGAAGGGUCACUUAUGCAUCUAUAAAUUGGCUCUUGCUUCUUUUCACUCAAUCAAGAUUAUGUGUUAUCCAUCACUGAGCAAACAUAAGUGAAGUAGAAGAGAGAAGAUCAAGGCGCUUGGGAUUGUUGAACAGCUCAAACGAGAGACAUACUCAAUGGCACGAAAUAUUGUAGGUGGUUUACAACACCACAUGUACAAAAGUCGAUUGCAAGAAUAUACACAAAAAUCUUGUUUACAGCCCCCGGUGUACACGAUUGUUAAAGAAGGAGCUGAACAUUCACCAAACUUUAGAGCUACAGUAUUGGUUGAUGGAAAAAAGUAUGCAUCUCAAGGGACUUUUCAAAGACGAAAGAGUGCAGAACAUAAUGCUGCCAUGAUUGCAUUACAUAGUAUCCAAAAAAGGAUGAACGAUGAUGGGUGCCCAAUUAAUCCAAAGGUUUCUUCUAUCCUGAAUGAGGAUACAACUCUGUGCAAGUCUAUCCUGAACGAGUAUGCUCUUAAGAUGCACCUGGAGCAUCCAGCAUAUUAUACAGUUCAACCACAAGGCUUAAUUCCAGUUUUUGCAUCUACAUUGGUUCUGAAUGGUGUCAAUUAUACCGGAGGUAUAGGAAGAAACAAGAAAGAUGCUGAACAAUUAGCAGCACGGGAAGCCAUUUUUUCCAGUUUAGACUCUGCAGAUUCUGCAUCUGCAACUAUCAUGUCUGAGAUAAUCGAAUCCAAGUACAAGGACGUCAGAGCAGCCUCUGUUUUCCUCAAGUUCUAGGAUUGAAGAAACAAAAAGAAGCGAUGUUACUGAGUUUGUAAUCAGAAUAAUCUUCGUUGUUGGUUCGAUUAAUGUGUCGAUAACCGGUUGACCUAAUAAUGACCCGUUUAAAUUCAUGUCAGUACCUGUCACAAGAAUCAGCAUUCGUACUUCCAAGAGAGUGAUAUAAGAAUCUAGUCAUCA